Molecule: messenger RNA, 909 nt
Organism: Eimeria mitis
Lineage: Eukaryota; Apicomplexa; Conoidasida; Eucoccidiorida; Eimeriidae
Exons: 4
Coding region: 1-909 (302 amino acids)
Source: RefSeq, a predicted model, not a curated record
AUGCAGCCACACAUGAAGCAUCAGCAACAGCAGCAGCAGCAGCUAUUCAAGGAAAUGUUUGAUGUCGAGGAGGACGGUACAUGUUGUCUGUGUCUCCUAAACGGCUGCUUUCGGCUGCAGCAACCCAAAGGUCUUUUAACACAUAUUCAUCUAUCACGGCCCCACAUCCCUUCUAUACCUAGUGAUUUGCUGCUGCAGCUGCAGCAGCAGCAACAGCUGCAGCAGCAGGUGCUGCUGCAGCACUUUACAGCAACUCCUUUUGACCUCUUCGUCUCGCUUAAACUUGAGAUACGGGGGCCCGCUAGAGCCCUAUGCUGCAACUUACCCCGCAUCCUAAUGCCUGAGGAGAUAUACCAGCAGCUGCAGGAGGAGAAGAGAAAAGAGGAGGAGAGGCAGCAGAAACAGCAGCAGCAGCAACAGCAGACAGUGCCCGUGCAGCAGCAGGAUGAGGAGGGGCUAUACCUCUGCCAACAGGAGCAGCAGCAACAGACCCUACAGGAACAGCCCUCUCUGCAGCAGCAGCAGCAGCAGCAGCAGCAGAUGCUGCAACUGCAGCCUGGAAAGGGAUCGGGAGAAGACAAAUGUUUAAUUGAUUGGGAUAAGAGGUGGAGACACAAGACCUAUGAGGAGGGGCUAUACCUCUGCCAGCAGGAGCAGCAGCAACAGACCCUACAGGAACAGCCAUCGUUGCAGCAGCAGCAGCAGCAGCAGCAGAUGCUGCAACUACAGCCUGGAAAGGGAUCGGGAGAAGACAAAUGUUUAAUUGAUUGGGAUAAGAGGUGGAGACACAAGACAGAAAGAAGAGGAGUUUGGAUAGAUAGUUUCGGGUGUCUCCGUUUGUUGUCUCGUCUGCUGUCUCCUCUCCCUUUUUCUUUUGCUUCUUCUCUCGCUUUCUUCUUUCUUACUUAG